Ostrinia furnacalis (Asian corn borer) is the source of this 512-nucleotide messenger RNA. Its product is annotated as cuticle protein 8-like. The transcript is spliced from 4 exons. Gene Ontology annotation, cellular component: extracellular matrix. NCBI's taxonomy places the organism in Eukaryota, Metazoa, Arthropoda, Insecta, Lepidoptera, Crambidae. Bases 111 to 512 code for a protein of 133 amino acids. The record is from RefSeq and is a predicted model, not a curated record.
UCUUUAUUGCAAAACGGUUUGAUAACUCGAAUUCAGGCGAUUAUAAAAAUCGCCGAAUUUUAAUUAUCAGUAUCAGUUCACCACUGCACUUCACAAGGAUAACAGUAACAAUGUUCUUUAAGGUAUUGUGCAUCUCCGCUCUGGUAGCCGCAGUAGCUGCUCAGUCCGACCACGGCCACCACGAGCACUACCACGCAUACUCCGCCCAGCACAUCUCGCGCCACGACGGCAAACCAGAGAAAGUCACAGUUGAAGUAAAAGACAAACACGGACAUCAUGAACUUCACUACGAUUACUAUGCUCACCCUAAGUACGAGUUCGAGUACAAAGUAGAGGACAAGCACACCGGCGACCUCAAGAGCCAGCACGAGACUCGCGACGGAGAUGUCGUAAAGGGCUACUACUCUCUGCACGAGCCUGAUGGUUCCGUCAGAGACGUCCACUACCACAGCGACAAGCACACCGGAUUCGAAGCCGCCGUCAAGCACAUCACCCACCACCAUCACCACUAA